AUGCGCCAGCGUGGAGCAGCAAAGCCGGAGGGAAUCAAGAACUCACGUCCGGACUCGCAAGAGGUUUUCCCAUCCGAUGUACGACAUGCUAUCAUGUGGAUAAGAAAUCGUACGGCACACGGUCCCGACAAUAAAACCAGAACACCUGAUGAACCUUCCGCCAGUACUCAUCAACACGCUGGCGAGACUCUUUACACGUUACCUGUCGGUAUGCAAGGUUCCUAA
Molecule: messenger RNA, 225 nt
Organism: Necator americanus (New World hookworm)
Lineage: Eukaryota; Metazoa; Nematoda; Chromadorea; Rhabditida; Ancylostomatidae
Exons: 2
Coding region: 1-225 (74 amino acids)
Source: RefSeq, a predicted model, not a curated record